Messenger RNA from Adineta steineri, 1011 nucleotides. The record is from the annotation of a GenBank genome assembly. Lineage: Eukaryota; Metazoa; Rotifera; Eurotatoria; Adinetida; Adinetidae.
AUGAAUUUAACAAAUGAUUCUAGUGAAAAUGAUAAUGAUAAAGAUUCCUCGAGUGAUGAAGAUGAUGACGAAGAUAAUGAAAAUCUUUUUAUUAAUUCACCAUCGAUAUUAGUAGACAAAUUCUUUUGUACUACUACUACUAAUAAUAAUAUCAAUGAAGAAUUUGACAGUAAUAGUGAUGAUGACAUUAGUGAUAUUGAAAAUCAUUAUUUUUCGGAUGAUAAUAAUCAAUCAUCAAGACAAAAUCGUUUAUGUACCAUAUUACGACAAUCAAAUCCUCUUGUUCAAUUAAAAUUAAAUCUAAUUCAUAAUAAUAAUCAAUCAUUAUUACGUGAUGCUAUAUCCGAUAGUGAUAUGUCGAAACAAGGACAUCAUAUAUUUCGUUUACGUCGUCUUUAUUUACCAUCAUCAUCAAAUAAUGAAUUACAAACUCAAAUAACAAAUUGGUUACAAGCAAGUACAUGUUUAAUUGAUUCGAUAUCAACAUCAACAUAUCAUCGACGAUGUUGGUCACAAUUAUUAUUAACAUAUUUUAUUGAACGACGUUUUGUUAAUUUACAAUUUAUUCUUUGUACACAUUCAAUAUUAUUAACAACAAUUGAUCAUGAUUCAUGUUCAAUACAUCAACAUGCAUGUGUACCAGAAGAAGAUGCAUAUAAAUUAUGUUCGAUUUUACAAAAAGGUUCACGAUUUAAUAUUGAUUCAAAUAUAUUUGAUCAUAUACGUCGUAUUAUUGUUAUUAAAAGUAUGCAAGAAGCAAUUAAUGAUAAUACAAAUUUACAAGAACUAUAUGUUAAACAAUUAACAAGUCUUAAACAAUCAUUAAAUCAUCAACAAUCAUCUGUAACGAAUAUAAAUGAUAAUAAUAUAACAAUAAAUGUCGCAUCAAUUUAUUCAAAACUUCUACUUUUUCUUUCAAGUCUUUAUUCGAUCAAAGCUGAAACGAUGCAAACACUUUUUUGUCAACAUCUUCUACACAAUCCGAUGUAUUCCUAUCUUGUUACUUCAUGA